AUGGGAAUGGAUUAUACAUCUUCAACAUUCAUAGGAAUUGAUAUAGAUUCUACUCAAUUUCCUUCUGAUAAUAUGCAUCCUUCAAAUGUCGCCUUUCUUACGUGCAAUUUAACUCAUGGAAUUCCAUUCCCUCCUGAAACUUUUGAUUUUGUUCAUAUGAGUAUGAUGUGCUGUGCUCUUACGGAAUCUCAAUGGUUUCAGUUAAUCAAAGAAAUGGUUAGAGUCUUAAAACCUGGUGGUUGGAUUGAGUUAUUAGAAGGUGAUCCUUGGUUUAAAAAUUAUGGCAAAAUUGGAAAAUUGCUGACUGAAACUUGCAUUAACGUUAACAUUCAUAAAAUGAUACCAAAAUUCAUCAAUUCAAUAGAAGAACUUAUAGAUUUACAAUAUAUUGACGCGGAAUAUCCAUUAGGCGAUUGGGGUGGAUGUCUUGGAAAAUUUGUAAGUUUAUCUAAUAAAGAAUAUGAUGGCUUAUUAUGUGAUUAUGUUAAAGAAGCAAAUGAAAAUAGAUCAACCGGACUUUAUCAUAGAUAUUUUGCUAGAAAAAUUCGUAUUAAUAAUUCCUAUUAA
Messenger RNA from Racocetra fulgida, 567 nucleotides. The record is from the annotation of a GenBank genome assembly. Lineage: Eukaryota; Fungi; Glomeromycota; Glomeromycetes; Diversisporales; Gigasporaceae.